Linum tenue is the source of this 2787-nucleotide messenger RNA. NCBI's taxonomy places the organism in Eukaryota, Viridiplantae, Streptophyta, Magnoliopsida, Malpighiales, Linaceae. The record is from the annotation of a GenBank genome assembly.
AUGCAUAAAUCAAAAUCAGUUAUUCUUGCUUCUUGGAUCCAACUAUACCACUUAUUUAACCCUCCGGAGGAAUGGAAGCUCAUUUCAUCCUACAUUUUAGUACCGGACUCUUUCUCCGCCCUUUUCUUCAACAAACAAGCAGGAUUUCAUUUGUUUUCGCCUUUUCCGUUGGGGUUAUUUUCUCCUCUUUUUCUUUGUCACUUUUUUUUUUCCUGAAUGCGAAGCCACAAACAAAAGAGAAAGGAAACAAAGCCCGUCUUCGUUUGGAGCUGGUGAGUUAUUAUCCAGAGAGGGGAAAGUGUGAGCCUAGUCGCCUACUAAAACCCUUCUGCAAAUACUCCAUUUAGAAUUUGGUAGAGGCAUUGGACUGGAAGCUGCGGCAACCAAAUGCUGCGAGGGAUUGACUUGUUCCGCACUGUUUCUACGGCUGCUGCUCUGCAAUUCACGCAGGUCUAGGAAGUGAAUUCGUCCGCAUACGGAGACAGGGAAGCUUACCUUCGUAUUGUAUUGUAUUGGAGCUGUAAUCGUUGAACGACUGCAAGAUGGCUUGCGUUUCGCCAUAUGGCACGCCUACUGAUACUCGAACUCCAGCGAGAAUCUUGACGGUUCUCCGAGGGGGAGUGUCCAAGGAGAAUCAUUUGCUCGCGGGUAGAGCCAGCAGCAGCUCGGUUAAGCUCGCUGAUGAUAAGAAUAGGUUUCUGGGUGCUGGCCAGAAGUCGACUUUCCCUAUCAUCAGAAGUUCAACUAACUCUCACAGUGUCAGUCCUUAUCAUAACAAAGACCCUUUUCUGGAUCUGCACCCUGAGGUAUCGUUACUCAGAGGUGAAGGAAACAGUGCAGUUUCAGUCCCGAGGAAGGAUUCUCCAUGCGGCAAUAUCACGGAUAGCUUAGUAGAUCAGUCUACCGCAAGAAAUUCCAGUGAAGCUAAGAUCAAAGUUGUUGGUGUUGGAGGGGGUGGGUCCAAUGCAGUCAAUCGCAUGAUUGAGAGCUCAAUGAAGGGCGUGGAGUUUUGGAUUGUCAAUACAGAUAUUCAGGCCAUGAGGAUGUCUCCUGUAUAUCCAGAGAACCGUUUGCAAAUUGGUCUGGAACUAACUAGAGGUCUUGGAGCUGGUGGUAACCCGGAGAUUGGAACUAAUGCUGCCAAAGAGAGCAAAGAGACGAUAGAAGAAGCACUGAAUGGAGCAGACAUGGUUUUUGUCACCGCUGGAAUGGGUGGAGGAACUGGUACUGGCGGGGCUCCUGUAAUUGCAGGUAUUGCAAAAGCAAUGGGGAUCCUGACGGUUGGUAUAGUGACAACUCCCUUUUCUUUUGAGGGACGAAGGAGAGCUGUUCAGGCGCAGGAAGGAAUUGCAGCAUUAAGAGAUAAUGUUGAUACACUGAUUGUGAUUCCAAAUGACAAGUUAUUGACUGCCGUUUCCCAGUCUACUCCAGUAACAGAAGCAUUUAAUCUUGCUGAUGACAUUCUGAGGCAGGGAGUUCGUGGUAUCUCUGAUAUCAUUACGAUCCCAGGACUUGUGAAUGUGGAUUUUGCUGAUGUCCGAGCAAUAAUGUCAAAUGCUGGUUCUUCACUAAUGGGCAUAGGAACGGCAACAGGUCAAACAAGGGCAAGAGAUGCCGCUUUAAAUGCAAUUCAAUCGCCAUUGCUAGAUAUUGGCAUAGAGCGUGCAACUGGAAUUGUAUGGAAUAUUACUGGUGGAAACGAUUUAACUUUGUUUGAGGUUAAUGCUGCGGCAGAGGUUAUAUAUGAUCUUGUAGAUCCAACUGCAAAUUUGAUAUUUGGAGCCGUCAUAGAUCCAUCAUUUACUGGUCAAGUCAGCAUAACUCUUAUUGCAACUGGGUUCAAGCGCCAAGAAGAAACAGAAAGCACCAGGCCCCUCCAGGCAAGUAAGGUAGGGUCAGGAGGAGAUAGCAAGGAUGGAAUGAACAGGCGACCAUUCUCAUUUACCGAAGGUGGUUCAGUAGAGAUCCCUGAGUUUCUGAGGAAGAAGGGGCGUUCUCGUUUUCCAAGAGCAUAAAUCAAAUAGUUUCGCAGACUCUCUUUCUCCAUUCGGAAGCAGAUAUCCUUUUCCACAAUUCAACAGGGAAAACAUCCGCUUAGGGUCCAUGUAGUAUUGCGCUGUAGGUAUCUCUAUCAGAGUUCCUCAAAAAGUCAACAGCAACAUCUACAUGGGUUGUGUUUGAUUAUAUAGCCAUCCAUAAUAAGGUAGGUAAUGUUUUUGUUUGUGGUGUAUAUCAUUAGAAUCUCUAGAGAAGACCAGUCAGCAGUUUGUACCAUUUCACCCUUGUCCUGAAUGCUUCAAUAAUUUCAUGAAUCUGAUCAAGCUGCAUUCCUAAGCGGCUUGUACAUAGUAUGGGCUCUGAGUUAUGAGUUAUCUUGUUCGAAAAUCGUAGAUUGGUUUGCUGAGAGUUCUUGUUCUUAUACAUGUUAGCAGAGCUAGUGAUCUGUGUUUAUGGAGUAGCAUAGAAAUGAAUAGCAAGUAUGUGAAGCUGGGGACUUGCCUGUUAUGUAGGUUGCUGUCAGCACCUCUGCGGGGAUUUGAGCCAGAGUCUGUUUGGCCUUCAGCUGUGACCUUCCCGUUCCUCGUUUGCCAGUGCUGAUUGCUUUCUCGUCUGUAAUUUGGUGCAUGCUACUGGGUCGAUCAUUCCUCGAUGGGUGGUGGCCUUGACUUGGGCCGUCUUUGUUGGACCCUAUCCAUCAACAUUUGUCUUGUGUGAAAUGGGCUUGAUAUCAGCAUUCCCUGUUAAUUUUCCUUGCCACAAAUUAGAACGUUGAGGGAGAAAUCUGUC